This is a messenger RNA of Xyrichtys novacula (pearly razorfish), 33054 nucleotides long. The record is from the annotation of a GenBank genome assembly. NCBI's taxonomy places the organism in Eukaryota, Metazoa, Chordata, Actinopteri, Labriformes, Labridae.
AACUCCAGGAAGCUGGAAGUGACUCAGUGCGACUUUGUUUUAUAACUUCGGUUUUAAUUCACCACUUUUUAAACCACUAAAGCUGCGUUAGUUCGGUUACUUAUCGUGUCGUCGUUAGUUAAAGCUGUUACGGUCGUCGGACGUUGAGUACUCUCCCGCAGGAGGACGAACAGGACGUUCAGUCUCUUCACAUCUGUAACUUUAAAAUGUUAGCUCCGAGUUUACUGGCUAACUUCUGCGCGGAAAACCACGAUGAGCAAACACAGAAGGUCAGUAUUGAAGUCGGGGUUAUCUCUGGAAUUAGUUUGGUAAACUUUUGAGAUAGGAUAUUUACUGUCUUGGUCGAUAUUGUAGUGAGAAAUUAAAAAUAGGGGUCAAGCAGGUAGCAGGACUUCCUAGCAUGUUAUAACUGAGUGGCGUCAUCACGUCACCCCUCACUCUGCGUCAAAAUCUACCUGAGGUGACUUUGGUCAAAAUCACCCGUUCGGAAUAUUUCCCCAUACAAAUUUUUGUAAUUUAACAAAGAGUGUAGCUGUACAAAGCGGUUUUGCAGUAGAAUUUGUCUGUAUUGGUCUCUAUGGAUGGUUCUUGCUCACUGAAGUCAUUGCUUGUCAUGUAGAGAGACAUAGGGGAGAGUGGGGUAAGAUGAGCCGUUUUUCAUAUUUCAGAUCACUACAUCAAGGCAAUCAUAGUUUCCUCUCUAACGAGUGUAUCUGAAUAUAUUUUAAGAUGUUGUUCAUCCCUGCAAACCAACAGAAUGAGUGUAAACAUAACUGUCUUUAUAAUAUAGCAUGGCAAAAAAAGUCGUCUCCUAUGGUCAACUUACCCCGUGUAUGGGGUAAGACCGUCGGUUGUGUGGCAGUGGUUCGGGUAUCUCCAAAGUGAUGUCAAGAAAUCAUGCCGAUGUGUAAGGAAUGUCGGCGGUUGGUGCCCUCAAAAACCGGCAACACAACAGAUCUGUUUAAUAAAAUGUUGAACUUAUCUCUAGUUUCUUCAGUGUUUAGUACAGAUGCUUUAAAAUUGGCAGUUUAAAAACAAAUCGUGACAAUAAUCGAGAUCGGACGAUAUUAAAAAAUAUAUUGUGAUCAUUUUUUUUGCCAAAUCACCCAGGCCUACUUCACAGACUCCAUGAAUUGAUGCCCAUCUCUUAGAUUUUUGGUCACAUGAUCAAUUUCAUUCACCAUUUCCAAGCAACAGGGGUAGGCUCAACUUACCCCACUCUCCUCUAUUAUGUUUACAUUACAGGUAUCACUAGUCAGCUGUCUGUCAUGCAGUUGAUGGAAACCUUGUGGGUUUGUAGUUAAACCUCACUCUCUUACUAAAUCUGUAUAAAAUGUAGUAAAUUACAGUACUUUCCACAUUUUUUUAUGUACAAAUAUAAGUAUUUAUCUGAAUAACUACUUGAAAAAGUGCAAGGAAACAAAAAGUUAUCAUACACUGUUAUGGGAGUUGCAUAAUAAGUUAUUUUUCUGCACCUGCUUAUUGUCACAAAACCAUGGCUGACCAGGACAAUUUAAUAAUAAUAAAAAAAACUUUUGUUAGUGCACAUGUUCUUUAUACUGUUGUAGUUAAUAUUGACUUUGAAAAGGACUGUAGAAACAGCUAGACUCCCUUUUUGCUACAUAGUCAAAUGGUUUAAUUGGUUUAAUUGCACAUUAUUAUUUUCCUUUGUACAACUUCUUGCUGAAGGACACUUCAAACCCUCCUGCUUUUGAAUUGCAGUUAAAAGGAAGGUAUUUUUCACAGUCGUCCUGCUGUUAGUGAACUCAUUAUGAGUGGCUUGCAGGAGUUCUGGUCGAACUUCCUUCAAGGUAUAAUCAUUUAUCAAUACCAACUUGAACAUGUACUGCGGCUGCCUAUGUAUAUAUAUCUGGUACAUAACAGCCUGUGAGCUGUAAAUGAUAAAGAAAGGGUCUUGUGAGAUGGCUCUUCGUGUGCCCUCAAGGAUGGGAAAAUGGAGGCAAUCUUUUGAGAACAUUAGGGCCUGCUUGUUUGCUUUCUUCUUAGCAAGCCUGCCUCCUCGAACACCUGCCCUACUAAUUCUAGGGAAUGCUGCAUUAAACUGCUCAAAAGCACAAAAAAGUCCCAAAGGUCAUUCAAACGUGCUUUCACAACUAUUCAUCUGGUGAAAACUAGAAAAUAGAGGACCAUGAUAAUCAUGCAUUACAGGAGUAUGUUGUUCUCAAAGGGCCCAUUGCUUUGCUAACAGGAGGGGAAAAAAUUGAGCAUUUCAGUCUGAAAUAAAACUGAUAGAUAAUGCAAUAUGUUCCUGAUUUCACCCCCAGUACCUUUUUAAAGCAAGAAUGUUCAAAUCAACACCAUUGGUUGGCAAGGCAACCAACGUCUUUCGCCUGACCUGCUCCAGAGGGGGUUAUGCUCAGUUAUCCUCAUUAAAGUUUGCUGUGAAAAGUCGGUAAAAGAAGCCAUGAAGUUUUCGCUACAGAAACUUCUUUGUACUUAACAGAUGUAGAACUGAUUAUUCAGGAUCAUCUUUAAUAAAUACAAUAACUAUUUCUAUGAUUUCACCAAUAAAAGUCAUAUUUACAGACACUCACUACCUCCUCUUUUAGUUAGAGGUAGUUUUUCCACUGAUUGGCAUCAAGUGUAGAGGGGGGGUGUCUGCUCACAAAGGCAGCAGUGGGGAUUGUUGCACAGAUUGAAACAGAGAUGAAACAUCUGAAAAAAAUAGGGGUUGGAAGCACAGAAUAGUGCUGUGCUUGUGCUUUUGAUUUCCAUUUCACAUCUCUUUUCCUUUAGAACGCAUUUACAUUGUAGAAAAACUAUACCUCUGUGCACCCAUGUGCUCACUUUGGUUUUUCAGUGUUCAGGCACUAAUGGGAUAAUAGAGAGGGGUCAUUACAGCACUGCUCUCCCACAAAUCCCCCCCACCACCACCAUUUUCAACACAGGCAUAAAAGCCACUACGCCUGACCCCUUCUAUCCUUCACGAUUCCAUCACUCUUUCUUCUCAGCCUGAGAAUGAUUAUAUGGCCGCUUGUGUUCAGAUUAUUACCGAACUCUAACUGAUAUGUGGUGGGUCCAGGCUACAAGGAUCAUACACAUGAACUUGCUUUGAUGCAGAAUCUUUGUGUUAAGGGUUAUGAAUGACUUGUUUUCUCAUAUCUGACAGCAUGCGUGUCAGUCAGCAAUACAUGGGUCAAUGACGUAUAAGUAUUAAUGUUUCUGUUACAGAAAUUAGAUUUUUUAGUUUGUAUUUAAUACAAUUAAUGUUAUUAUUGGUCACACCACAUGAUAUUUUGACAUUUGAAGUUUAGAAAAACUACAAAUAAGACCUGAUUUUUGAAAAGUUGAAGUGACUACAUAUAGGAAGUAUAUUUUUGUGCAUUUAAACCUUUUUUAACUUAAAAAAACUACAGCCGGACAGAAUAUUUAGGCGUCACGUCAUUGACCCACAUACAAAGCUUUUUUUAUACAUCGCAAGUGCACACCGCCUAUAAGAUGCUGCUGUUUUCCCAUUGACUAACGUCUUGUUGAGACUCUGAGGAAUAUAGAAACCUUUUCUAAAGAAAGAUGGAUUUCAGGCUCCUUUUUUAAAAAGCAAACCUGUCUUUCUGUGAGAGUUGUUGAUUUACUUUUGCAUGUAACAUUCAGUGCUUUUUAAGACACUGUUGGACUCCCUUGUCAGAAUCCCAAGCUCCCCCUUGUCAUGAUUUCUCUUCUCCUCUAUUGAUUUAGGUGGACAGAUACCUCCUCCAUUUUCAGCUGUCAGUUGAGACUAUUAUGGAUGUGUCCGUAAGAUUUCGACGAGAGAUGGACAAAGGCCUGUGCAGAGACACCAAUCCUGCAGCUACUGUCAAGAUGUUGCCCACGUUUGUGCUCUCCACUCCGGAUGGAACAGGUAAUUUGGCUACGCAACUCCAACCAACCAGUUUAGACAAGGACAAGCAUAUAAAGCUGGGAAGGUUAAUGAAUGGGUUGAGACACAAACAUUUGUUUUGUUUUUGUAUUGAGUUAUUUAGGAGAAAAAAAUUGAAAAAAGUUCUUUUGAGUUAAGGCCAGAAGACCAGCAGGAAUUUGAGGACAUGGGUGACUUUAAAAAUGAAUUAAUUUGUGACAUUCUACAAACAUUUAACCGCUCAGUAAGUUGAGAAAAUUAGUUUCAAGUGACUGAUAAUUUGUUGCAGUGCUGCUUCAAACGAAGUGAACUUUUUGAUUGAUGUUUUAAUUACUUUCAAUGAUUAACAAUUGGAGAUUGUAACAAAAAUACAAAAACUAGAGGCAUAUUUUUGAAAGGGGAUGAUUAUAAGAUGAUAAAAAGUUGCAGAAGAAACUCUUUUUUUCUCUCUAUCUGUGAAAUUCUGCUUAUUAUUGUUUGUUAAUUUUCUUUUUUCAUAGAACAAGGUGAAUUUCUGGCCCUUGACCUCGGCGGAUCGACCUUCCGAGUGCUCCUGGUCAAAGUUAGGGCUAAUGGCAAACAAGAAGUGGAGAUGGAAGACCAGAUUUAUGACAUUCCUGAAAACCUUAUGAGAGGCAGCGGGUCUGAGGUAAGCAGUGUUUCUUAUUUUGAUGACAGUUCAGUGCCACUGAUCAGCUGUUGAGAGAGUUCAUGGCCCCACAUAGGCAGGAAGUCCCACAUACACAUAGUUAAGUUCACAUACAAACACAGAAUAUUUAUCGGAAGCCUGAGUUUUCAGUUUGAUUAAGAACAAAUCAUCCUUGUGUCUUCUCUGCAGUUAUUCGACCACAUUGCUGACUGUCUGGCUGACUUCAUGGAGAAGAUGGGAAUAAAAGAUAAAAAGCUUCCUCUGGGUUUCACCUUCUCUUUUCCCUGUCAGCAAACCAAACUGGACGAGGUGAGUGAUUUGAACCAGCCUUGCUCUACUGCCUAAUGUGAGUGAAAUUCAACUUGCACCUCUAUUUUAGCCUCAUCCAAAGAAUAGAAAUAGAUUUAAAGACAGGAGCAAAUGUGUCUGCAAAUUAACAAAAUGUUCCACUGCCUUUCUCAGUUUGCCCUGUCAGCACACGGUAUUGAUCAGUGACCUUUUAUGCUGAUCAUCUAUGGAUUAGAUUUGUUUUCUUGAUGCCCAUACCAUCAUGUGCCAAACAUGAAAUUACAAUUGUAAUUACAAAAAGAUGGGACACGGGUAAAUAUUAAUGUAAAAAGCUGAUUUUGGUGAUUUGCAAAUCUUGAAACCCUUAAUUUAAAUUGUGCCAAGAACUUUUUUUUUUUUGCUGUUUUAUGAAAACUAUACACUGUUUUUGAAUAUUAUGCAUGCAACAUGCUUAAAAAAAAUCUGUCCAGGCAUGUUGCAUCACUUUAAUUUUUUAAAAGACCUGCUAAAUUUUUGGGAAUAGAUUUUUAGGAGAGCGGUUUAUGGAGGUUUGACAGAGAAAUGUUGUCCCAUUCUUGCUUGGUAUAGGAUUUCAGCUGCUCAACAUUUCAUGGUGCACCCAGUGUUUCAAUGGAUGACAAAUCAGGACAACAGGCAGGCCAGGUUAGCUCUUGGACUCUUUUGCUGGGGAACAAUGCUUUUUAUGUUUGAUUUCUAGAGUGGACUUUUGAGCUUACGCUGGGAUUUCAACUUUCAAAGUCAUGCUUGUUAUUAAUGCAAUGCCACUUGAGGGCACAAAAUUGUGCCCAAUUAAGCUGCUUUUUGGCCGGGUCCUUUUUCUGCAGAGAUUUUUCCAGGUUCUCUGAAUUUUUAAAUGAUACCAUGUUCUGCAGAUAAUGAAAACCUCAGAUUCUCUGCAAUUGAACAUUGAGGGAUAUCAUUUAGAAAUUCUUGAAGUAUUUGCUUUCACAAAGUGGUGAAGCUCUUUUCAGCUGUACCUCUGAGAGACUCAGCCUCCUGCAAAUGCCAUUUUUAAACCAAGUCAUAACUAACCUGCUUUAAAUUAACCCAAUCAGGUGAUGUUCAUUGUACAUUCAAGCAUUCCUCCUUCAUUAAUGUGAUACAGGAUUUUUGUGUUGUGGAUGGAGUUCCUCCGAUGCUACAUUACAGGCCAUGCUGAAACUGGUGACCAUUUCAUUCUCUAUAUUAAAGCAAUUACUGGGUUCACACCAUUUCAUUGUGGUGGCUCCACUUAACACACAGAGCCUGGAGGCGAGAUCCAGGAAAUGGAGUGUAAUUGAUCAGCCAGCAGCAGCAACAACUACUUAUUGAUAGCUGUCUUUAUUGUCAAUAACUGCACCUGCACUGAAUAGUGCCUUUCCGGUCUUCUGACGACUGAAACCAUUUUUUAUGUUUCUCUAGCCCCAGUGCAGGCUGGGAGAACAAUCAAAUGGAGUGCUGGCCUUGCCUGUUAUUCCUUAUGCACCAUGCAGCAGUAUGAACCAAUCAUCUCCCUUCUUAUUUUUUCAUUAGCAGCUGCGCCUGCCAGUUCCUCUAAUAAAGUCCCUCUUUCCUUUCUCCUUUUACCUUUGUACAAAUACUCUGCUCAACCAUUUCUUGUACACUGCCCCUAGUUUCGUCAAAUCCUGCAGAUAUGCCAACUUUCACUGAAGUUUCACUUGACUGUCACUGAAAUUGGUAUACCUGCAGAAUUUGAGCCGUCUCAGUCUGUAAUUUGUUAUGAAUUUGUAACUUCCAUCCUGGCACUUUUAUGUCUGAAUGUCAACUCAAAGUGUCUCAUUUGAGACACUUAAAGUUCAGUCAAGUCUGUGAAACUGAUUGCAGAUGAUUUGGAAAAGGCUCCAAUCAGUCACUAAUCCCCCUCUGUUAUGUGUGUUUUUUUUUGUCAGGGUGUUUUGCUGUCUUGGACCAAAAACUUCAAGGCAAGUGGAGUAGAAGGAAAAGAUGUGGUCAGCCUCCUGAAGAAAUCCAUCAAAAAACGAGGGGUAAGUGUAUGAUUACCAUAACCCAUAUCUUGGCUCAGCUGCUCAUCCCACAAAUAUAUAUAACUUACAAAUGUGGCACAGCUUAAGUGGGAAAAUAAACAGUAUAAGAUUUAUUACCAAGAAGCAUUGUUACAACAGAGAAGUUAUCUACAAAAUGCAUAUUUUCUUACUUUUUGUGAUGUUUAGAUUUCUCACAAUUAAAAAGUUGUGAAAAAUAAAAGUUCUCCUUUGCACCUUGCUCUCAGAAAUAAAUGGAUGCAGUAAGUCAGUCACUUUACAUGAAGUAGUAUCUUUUUUAUUUGUUCGAAAAGGACAGAUUGUUUAAUGGGCAGUAUGUAAUGGUUUCCUGUGAAAUUGAACUGUGCCCUGUUUGAUCUAUUGUCAAUAUUAAUAGGUGGGAAUUGCACCUUUUUUCCUGCAGGGAGCAACUUGAGAAAUGCAGGCAUCCGACUCUGCCAACAAAGCAAUAAAUUAGGCUCCCACAACAAUUACACUCACUAAAACAUUUGCCUGCAGCUUCGUUCGAUGCUGCUGGUAGACAAAAGUGUCUUUAAAUAAUCCAUGCCUGUGUGUGCACGCAUGCUCUCUUUUCAAUGGAUCAAAAUCACAGGAUGUCAGCUGAUACGAUGUGUUUGAAAUGAUGGUAUAAAAUGUUUUUGUUGAUCUCGGCUACAAACCCUGAUGUUCAUCCUCAGUCUGGACAGUGAAAUGAAUUAAAUGAAUGAAUCUGAAUUCGUGUCAAAAGUAAAAAAAAAAAUUAAAGCUGAAAUAGUUAUUUAGAAGAAGUUCAUUAUACCUUGGAUAACAUGAGUUAAGUAAGGUCCAGGGGACAGUGAUGCUUGCAACACCUAACCCAAAACGUCCCAGUUUUGAUUGUGUCGUCAAGAUCUGAAGCAUGCUUUUUCACCACUUUACAAUAAAGUAGUUUUGGUCUAUAGAAAACUAGAAGAAAUACAGAAUAGAAGGAGAAGAAGAACUUGGUCGAUCCCUGAAGUUCUAAGUGUCUCAAAGCUAAGUCUGUUGCAGUUUAACCUAAAUGAUCAAAUCUUUUCGCAGGACUUUGAUAUCGAUAUUUUAGCGGUGAUCAAUGACACAGUUGGAACCAUGAUGACCUGUGGCUACGACGAUCAUCUCUGUGAAAUUGGGCUCAUUGUGGGUAAGUGCAGACUCAUUAAAUGGAAAUCAAUACCAUCGGUCAAAAAAGGAGAGGAAAUCAUUACACGUCGGUCAGACAACAUACUGAUACUAAUACUUAAUUUGGAGAGAAACAGAUACUCAGUGAGCAAAUUUACAGGAAACAUUUCGCUUCCAAACUCAAUUUUUGUGAUAUUUGUUCAUAUGUUUGACCCAUCCUCAUGAAAUAUGAUAUCUGAUGAGGAUUCUGUUGAACCCGAUGACACCUGACAUGAACAUUUUCUUGUUGCCAAGGGUGAGCUGACUGGAGGUCUGUGAGUUCAUCACUACAGGGAAUUAGAGCUCAUCAGCUACUGUUGGUUGAUGGUGAAUAGGCACAAACCUGCAACACUGAACAAACCAAGCCUCUGAUAAAAGGACCCUUGGCAUUGAGAGUCGUGUUUUUAUUUAAUUGAACCCCCAGCCAGAUCCUCUACAAACCCAUUAGCCUAACCCUGGGGUUGUAAUUUGCCAUUAGGGCCGCAGCAGGGAAACACUCCUGCAUCUUAACUAAUGAUUAAUUUGUUGACUGACAGCCUGGAUUGUUCUGAUGUUACAGUCUGUAUCAUUUAUCCAUCUCCUCUCUCUUACUGUUUGUGCAUCAACUUUGUAAGUGAAGUCUGGAGGUUGAAUGUGAGAGUAACCAGAUCCUUAACAUUGGUGAUAUCUCAAAGGCAUCAAAAGCAUCUUUUUUGUGGUGUAUAUACAAAAAAGCUUUUUGUAUCAGUCAAUAGCUAUUAGUUAUGCGAGGUGGACGCUGCUUCUUAGUGCUGAUUGGUUGUGAGGCACGCUCCACGUCCUCGAAUAACGUUUACGAGCCCAAACAAAGUUAGCGUGCUACAAUAUCGGACAGUAGAAACCAACCAGAAAGUAUGAAAAAUUUUCUGAAUCCUCCUUUGGCCACGAAUGCCGACACAAGCAAUAAAACAAAGUAAAUACCGGAGGCUCUGGUGGAAUAGCGGGCGCUUAAAAAGGAGGUAGACUGGACAAGAGCUAAAAAGCCGGGUCAACAUCAGCACAAAUGAUGGGGGACGCUUCGGGAUCUUAUGGACCCUGCAACCUUUCUGCUGGACAGGUAAACCGCUUUAACAAAGUAAGACAAGUGUCUGUAAGAGAAGUGUUUCUCGUCAAACAGGACUGUGUUGUAGCGCCGCUGAACUGUUUCCCUCGGGUCCUGGACUACGUCACUUUAUCCUAGUCGUAGAAGUCCUGCAAACAUUGUAUUUGCUGGUAGUCUGUUGACAUCUACAGUAGCACCAAUGCUUUUUACUUUCACCUUGACUGGGCCCCAUUUGUAAUUAUCUGAAGUAUUUAUCUGCUUUAUAUCUGAAUUUAAUUGAAACGAUACGAGCGAACAGGAGCGUCUGUUUGUGGGCGGGGCUUGCUUGAGCAGAGAGGGAGGGGAGAGGAGAAGCUGAGGGGAAAACUGGUUGGGAGGGGUAGAGUUUACAUUCAAGAUUUCUCCAGAAAACUGGCACUUCCUCAGAUCCUGACUACCCCACCUUUAAGUCAGUAGCUGUAAACUCAGCCAUAUCAACAAUAUUUGCUUUACAGGGCUGUGUUUGACGCAGACCCAUGGGUACCGUCCCUAACUCCUUGUUCCUUGUUUCUUUGUCUAACUUUUAUACUUUAUAUCAUCCACUGUGGUUGUUUUAAAGUGUUUAACAAAUAAAGUUGAGUUGAGUUGAGUUGAGUUGAGAGCAGCCAGAGCACAGAUGUACACACAGUAUGAUUACUGAAACAAAUGUAAUUGAAAUGUCACUGAAUGGAAUGUACCUUGUUACAAAGCCGAAAUAAACUAUAACUAUACUAUACUAUACUAUGGGAUGAAUAGCGUGCUUAUGUUGAAGUGUCGGCUCCAGUGAAAACCUUGUACUCUGCUUUAACUCUCAAAGUUUUGUCAAAUGGCGAAAGCAGAGAGGAACCAUUCAAAAGUAAAAGGAGCUGGACAAAAGCAUCUCUGAAUUUACUAUUUUUAUUAAUUUGCCUCGAGUGUGCUGAAAGCCCCAGCCUUCUUCAGACUAAUGAUGUACUUGGAGCCUCACUGUGCGGUGGCGAGCUGACUCCACUUGGCAGAAAAAGCUUCGCCUUUAGUUAGAAAUAAUCUUUUUGCUCAUGUUAUUCAUAUUAGCGUCAACACAGACAUCGGAGUUUGGGUUCUAUCAACAUGUUGUAUAACACUUCUAGACAAAGUUCAAAACUAUACGACUUGUUCCGCCCUUAGCAGACUUUAAAUUGAGGGUUGAAAAUCAUAGUUGGUAAACCAAACCAGAGCUGUUAAAGUCAAAAAAAGUGAAGACUGGUAGGAUCUCUGAAAUAAAUCUUCACAGUUGCCUGAUAGCAACUACAGAAACUUUGUUAUUUAGGUCUGUAACACUUUUUUGUGUUCUCCCUGAAGGAACCGGGACGAAUGCUUGCUACAUGGAGCAGAUGAGGAAUCUUGAGCUGCUGGACGGUGACGAGGGCCGGAUGUGCGUCAAUACAGAGUGGGGAGCUUUUGGAGAUGAUGGCGCCCUGGAUGAUCUGCGCACUGACGUUGACCGUGAAAUAGACGCCGGCUCUUUGAACCCUGGCAAGCAGCUGUAAGUGACUUUUGGAUUAUUGUUUGGUUUGGUCCUGUGAAAACAGAAUGUGAAGUGAUAACAAUACUUGAACUCAUUUCACAUUUAGUUUUUACUUUAAAUUGGUGGUUUUGUAUUUUCAUAGCGAGAUGACAUAUUCAUCAAUGAGUAUAUCAUUCUUCCUCUUUCAUCACUGAGGUGCUGAUCAAGUAUAAAUCACUUCUGUGUGGAUGUGACAUAACUUAACACUCUUACAGUGGAUACAAUGGGGUUACAUUGUAAAAAUACACAUGGAUAGAACAAAUUUGGGACAAAAUGAAACAUGAUUUGGAAAAAACACUCCUGCGUAUCACAGUGACUCUCUUUCUGACGCCUAAAGGAGGGCAGGUUCUGAACGAACCAUCAGAUUUUGUGUUUCCAGGCAUUAUUAAAACACAAACACCUUAGUUGACUUCUUCCACUGUCGCUUGGCUGAUCGAUUCUCUGAUUUCCCAACUAUAAUUGAAAAAUACUGAAAGGCAUGUUUUUUAUAUUAAAGGUAGCCACUUUAAGCCUUCUUCAUUGUUCGAUGCUUUCCUGAAACCAAUUUAUAUGAUUGGCAGUAUACCUUCUUUUCUUCUGCUGAUGGACCGAAGACCUUUUGUUGAGUUGUUUGAUGAUUUUUUUUUAACCCUGAACACAGGGUUACAUCUUUACCCUGUUGACUGCAGUCAGAGAGGUUUUCUACAGCUCACAGAGACCAUCUUGCUCCUAACAUAAAGCUGAGAAAGCAGUUUCCCUUUACUAGAGCAAAAUAAUGCUCCUGACUUCAGUGGACCGUGAAAAGACCCGCAUUAGAGAUGCUUUUGUUUUUAAAUGUUGUUCUUUUACUGUAUUCCUGAGGUCCUGAGGUCUGUUGUCCACUCAUGAUCUUAUGAUACUGCUGCUAGGUAACUGUAAGUUUAAACUCCUUGUGCUUGACUCCGGAUGAUGUACAGUUGCAAUGAUUUUCAGAUGUGUUAAGUCAUCAAUAAUCAUCUAGACCACAUGGGAGUGUCCCUGACUGUUAAAGCAAACUUUAUGUCGAAGAUAAUAGACGGCCCGAAUUUCAGUUCCUGAUGUGGAGUUCAGAAAAGCCCCUUUCACAUGGUGAGUCGGCAACAGCGCAGUAAUCAAACGCUGUUAUCAUCACAUCCCUGUACUUUGAUAUUAAUCCCAUGAUGGCACAGGAUUUAUGUAGGACAUUUCACAUUGUGGUGUAGGAUUGCAGAAGAGAUAACACAGUGUGAAAGGUUCUACGCACUCUUAUGCAGCCAUGGACACACACACACACACACACACACACACACACACACACACACACACACACACACAGCUGUUUCAUCCUGCCUGCAAUAUGAACAGGGCUUUCAGGGCUUACAGACCAGCCGUGACCAACUGUGCAAAGUCUUCAAGUUCUCAGAAAGGUAAUUACGGUACUUUCUUUGUUCAGAGUUGUUUCUUGACUUCUACUCCUGUCUGUGUGAGUGACUGGUUAUUUAUGGAGCCAGAUCAGGCUCAAAAGUAUUGAAAAGUAGUGUAAGUGAAAAAAUUAAAAGUGAAGUGGAAAAAUAAGAUUUGAACCUGAAAAAAAUAAAAUGGAACCUGAAAGUCUUGAAUUUCGAAAUUUAACUUUGAAAAAUCCCAGAAUGCAUGAAAAAAAUCUGUUCAAAUGUAACUUUGAUUCUGUUUUUUAAUACUUUUGAAUAAAUUACUUAUUUAUAUUUUUCACUUCAAUGUAUAUUUCGAUCUUGGAGUACUUUUUUUUUUUUUGAUUGAAUUUUAUUUAUUUAUUUCAGAUUCAGAUCUUAUUUUUACGGAUUCAAAACGUUUUUUUCGGUUUCAGAUUAUUAUUUUUCAGAUUCAGAUCUUUUUUCGGAUUCAACUUGAAAAGUUUCAGGUUCAUGUUUGACCCUGUUUUUCCGUGGGGGCGGGCCUUGACUGAGAGGGGCGCGGUCUGCCAUGAGUGACAGGCCUCCCCCUCCUUCCCCACCCCAUCACCCUGCGUUCAGGAAGUGGCAUGAAUACACAUUAGCUUAGCCUACAAUUAGGCUGUAUUGACUGAAUGAGAUCGUGUUGGUUCGUUCCACUUCAGUAGGGCAAUAUAAACUAUGAUUCAUAAAGAAGCUCUAUUGAUAGUAAGUACUAAAAAAAAUAUCUACUCAUGCCAUCCUGUCGAUUUUUAGUAAUCAGUGUUUCGGUGUCGAACUAUUUCCCUUCUGCGGCGUAGUGAUACUUGCGAACAUCGAAUAUGCAGGGGGUGAAGCGAUUUUUGUCACGUGGUCCAAUAGGAGCCGAGUCUCGUUGCCAUAGUAUCAGAAUUACACAAACAUGGUGAUGACCGCAUCUCGCAGCGAGACAAGCGAAGAGGAAGAAAAGAAAAGGAACAAAAGAAAACCUUCAAAAGUGCAUAAAAAUGGAACGAAACAAUGAUAUAUGCAUCUAUCAUCUGUCCAGAGUGAAGACAUUCUCGACUUACAAGGACAUGUUGGGAAACUUACAGAACUAGUAUUGGACAGUGGCUUUCUCUACAGGGUGAGACAAAGGACCUUGCAGAAACGUCCAAGGCAAAAAUAUAAAUAAGUAAUUUAUUCAAAAGUAUUAAAAAACAGAAUCAAAGUUACAUUUGAACAGGUUUUUUUAAUGCAUUCUGGGAUUUUUCAAAGUUCAAUUUCGAAAUUCAAGACUUUCAGGUUCCAUUUUAUUUUUUUCAGGUUCAAAUCUUAUUUUUCCACUUACACUACUUUUCAAUACUUUUGAGCCUGAUCUGGCUCCAUAGUUAUUGUCAAGGCUGAUUACUCACUCACAGGUACAGUGUGAGCACCUAAUUCAUGAGUUCUAACGUUAUACGCCGUAGAUAACACGCUGUGUUAAGCUGACAUUCCAGCACAUCAUUUCUAUUCUCUAAAUAAAGCGUGUGAAAUCCUGUUAGGCAUUUUUAAAGGCAUAAAAAUAGCAGCUUUCUGCUGUUGAGCUCAGGUUAACCAGCCCUUUUAACGCUUGUCGGAAACCUCUUUUGACAAAAUGUGAAAAGAUACAGACACUUUAGAGAAUUUGCCUCAGCCUUUUGCUUACCGUGAGGAACAUGGAUAUGCUCUUCAGCUCUAACAGCACUGUCAUUUUCUAACCAAGGUCACAAGUUUUAAACACACUUUGAAAGAGAUGUCCAGACAGUAGCACAUGCUUUUCUAGAUUUUUGGCUCGACUUGAAUAACUUCUGAUUUUCAGGUUUCGUACAUUUUUCUGGGUGACUAUACAGCUGAGCCAAAGUACUGUUGGUUGACUCCUUUUACACCGACAAGAGCUAAGAAAAGAUGUCAUAUCUCACGUUAAAAGCUCGCGUGCCCCAGCUCCUUGUAAAAUCCAUCCAUCCAUUUCAAAUCCAUCUCCUCAUCCUUGAAGCACAUAAUAACCAAACCUAAAUGAUUACAUAGUCUCCUGCCUCCACUGACUCUUGUGCUUUCUUUUCUCUCUUCCCACUCCUCUUGUGGUUUACACAACCAGCAGUACUGAUGAACUGUAUAUGGUCUAAUAUAACAUGACUACACUGUAACAAACACAGUCUUUCUAAAAUAAAUGAACCAUUUCAUCUUUUAUUGUAUUUUAACUUUACAUCCACCAAGUCACUUCUCCGCUCAGUUUCAGUGAGCAACCAUGGUGACAGGAACAUUAAUCAAGGUUUGAAACGCAGUUGUUGAAGGUCAAACAGAACAUUCCACCACCCAAACCCUUCCAGGUUAGCAUACAGCCGGAAGGGAUUCAAUUCUCUGCAGAUGACAGGCCAACAGAAAAUCAAUUAAAUGGUAAUUGUGUUAUGAAAAAAAAUGUAAGGUGAAAUGCAUUUACUCUCUGCCCUUUCAGCCUGUUGGUAGCCAUUGAUUUUGAUGAAAUUCCAGGGUUAUAUGUGUGUUCUGAGAAAAUGAUGUACAAACAAGCACAAAGGAAAUCAUUUCAGUAUUGAGCUCUCGAAGUACUGCCCGUCAAAGCCAGUGACUGCUCAUGUUGACUUCUGUAUCUGUUGACAUUCUCUUUUGACCAACAAAGAAGAAGCCACCGAACACCAAUGAGGACGGAGCGUCUGAGACGAAGCCUCAGAGAGGGAAGAGAGACAGAGAGAGAGAGUCCAUUGAAACCCACAGCGGCUGCAUUGCUGUGGGUGGCAAUGUACUCCCUGUCUCUCUUCACUUUCUGUUUGGCUUCGUCUCAUAUGCUCCAUCCUUGUCGGUGUUAAGCGGCGUCUUCUACGUUGAUGUUCGGCGGCUAUUUCUUCCGGUCGGCGGACUCCGGCAUCGAAACUUGGAAUCGAAAUUUUAAUAUUUGAACGAUUCCUGAAGAAUUGAAAUGUUUGUCCCGGUCCCCAUCGAUACUCGAUUCUCGAUACCCAACCCUAUUCUCUGAUAAAUUGAUCACAGCGUUGAAUGUGGAUUAUGCAACUCAAUGCAUCAUCAUCAUCGGGAAUGAGCAAAGAUGUUUCAUUGCGCUGAUAGAUGUCCAUUUAUAUGGAUGAAAAAAAGAUUUGAAUUCAUAUUUUGUUGCUCUUUCUUUCACAUUUUCACUCAGGUUUGAGAAGAUGAUCAGCGGCAUGUACAUGGGGGAGAUGGUGCGUCUCAUCCUGGUGAAGAUGACCAAAGAGAAGCAGCUGUUUCAGGGCAACGCUACAGCACAACUCCUCACAACUGGAAGCUUCAAAACCAGCUACAUCUAUUCCAUUGACACUGACAAGUGAGUUUGUGUGUUUGCAAAGAGAACGAAAGAGCUGUGGGGCUGUAUGGAGCAAACACACACAGUAUCCUCUUAGAAAUUAAAAUCAAUAAGAACAACAAUAAAGUGAGCUUUGAUGUAACACUGAACCACCUGAUAAAGCCUGAAAAGGCACGUAAAACCUGCUAAUCUGACAUCUUCUAUUUCUCCUGUUGUCUAUACAAGGGCUGACAUGUGUUGGCAUUCGGCUUAAAGCUGUGUUAUCGUACCCUGAGGCUGCUGGACAUCACUGGAUGUGUUCAGAUCAUGCUGCCUAUUGAAAAGGGUAUUUAGCAACCGCUUUGCAAUGUUUACAGGCUCGCCAGUAAAACGAGCUUAAUUUUAACGUUUAAGGAUGAUUUUGGGAUAAGUUAGCUGGUAUUAAACACAUUUUUCAAGUCUGUUCUUGGUUAUAUCAUCACCUUUGACUUUGCCUCCAGAAAAGGUCAUUUUUUCCAGCGUCUGUGUUGGCAAGCUUUUUUCUUUAUCAUGUGAAGAAGUGAGAGAACAUGAGCUCUUCUAUCUGAGAGGCCAAAACGCCUAAAAACAUCCUCCUUAAAUAUAUAUAUAUAUUUUUAGAAGUAUUUCUUAUUUAAAGGCCUUUAACAACUUAACUCUGACACUUGCUGUAACCAUUUUGACAAGAAGAGUCAAACUCAACAUUACCAAGAUUGUGCUCCUGUCUUCCGUCUGCAAUUUUCCUUUACUUCCCUAUAUAGAAAUGUUGCUCGGUCGUUGAGAGUCACGGUUGGACAUUUUUUAUGCAUUGCAUAUUAGAAAACACGCAAUGCAAAACGGCACAUACACUCUAAAUGGUAAAUAGGCUGUAUCAGAGCAGUGGAUUAAACAGAGUGGCGACAACUUCAGAUCUCGCCGCCGGAGCGGUCACGGGGUUCAUGUAACCCUCCAUAGUUCCAAACGCAACCUGCACUGUCCAUGCUCUUCAACGGGACAGACUGCAGUGAGCGCACAUUUAAGAGGUAAAUAUUAAAAUUAACCGUAAAAACUCAACAUAUGCAACUCUUAUUGGAUUACUGUGUACACGUCAAAGUCACAUACGUAUAUUUAGCGGCUGGAUGACAAAUAAAAGUGAAAUAAGACAAGUUUGGUAACACGUGUUACUUUUUAAUAAGAGAAAAUAAUACAAUAAAGUGGUAAGUAACAGGUGUUACAAGCUGUUUAAACAAUUGUGCAAUGUUUUGGUCUUGCAGCAUGGCCUGCAUAACAUUUUGCCAUGUUAAACAUACGCCUUGAAUGCUGACAGGAUUUAAAAAGUAGCGGUCCCUUAACUCUAUCAUCCCAUAAGCAGAAAAAAUCGAAUUACAUAGCACUUAUGUUAGUCUAAAAAGAAUAAAUUGCACAUAACAUCGGGAACUGAUAAAGGCUGAAAUCUAAAAUAAAGCCCAUAAGUAACCAUCUCAACAUAUGAUUGAUGAUGAUGAUUUAUCUGUGAUUCAUAACUCAGUCACACAAUAAAUUUUGGCAGGCCUCUACAGCUGACGACGUCCAACUAGCAGGCCGUGGCUAAAAAAUCGAUCCCAAUUCCUGACUAAAAAAAAACGUAAUUACAUUUGUAAUUACAAUUUGAGCAUACUAAAAUUAAAAUCAUUUUACAUAUAAAGGGGUCCCUCGAUACCAUUUACACAAGUAUUGGCAUUACAUUCGUUGAUACAAUAUUUUACAUCGGGGAGUGUGGGAGCAAACCGUGGCUAAAAAAAAUCGAUCCCAAUUCCUGACUAAAAAAACGUAAUUACAUUUGGGAUACACAUUUUUACAUAUAAAGGGGUCCCCUCGAUAUCAGUAACACGGCGUCCGACGUGACAGGCGGUCAUGUUGGAACUAUUAAGAGUUCCAUAACCCGGAAGUGGGGUCCGCCAGGCUGUACAGCGUAUGCCUAUGGGAGUGUCGCCACUCUGUUUAAUCCACUGCUCUGGGCUGUAUCUAUGGUGCUUUGUCUUGUCUUCUGACCGCUCAGUGUUUUUACAUCACUGGUCACAUUCACCCUUGCCCACUUUAUUUAUGUGCUGAUUGCAGAGGCAGCUGUGUUAUUUACCCAUCAGUAUUCGGAGAUUGAACCCUUAAAAUUCUGAGUGAGACUUUACCACUGAGCCACAGCUGCCCCACUACACUACACUGUUAAAUGUACUAUUAUUGGGGAUGUGAACAAAGUUAAAAUUAAGUAUUUGCAUUGUGCUCUACCUGCAGAGAUGAAGAAGGCCUUCAGAAAGCUGAAGUGGUGCUUCGAGGUCUUGGUCUGGAUCCAUCGGUUGAUGACUGCUUUGCCACUCAGAGGGUUUGUCAGACAGUGUCUACGCGGGCUGCCCACUUGUGUGCUGCCUCUCUGGUAGCGGUACUGCGUCAGAUCCGGGACAACAAAGCAGCCGAGAAGCUGCGUGCCACUAUUGGAGCGGACGGCUCUGUUUACAAGAAUCACACAGAGUAAGUGUUUCUGAUCUUGGUCUGUCCUGUUCAUAGACUGUAUGUAAGAUGGACAACGUGGUUCCGCCUUCCGCCUGUAUACGGAUUUGAAGCCAAAAAGCUCUCGGUAAUUCCGGGUUUUUCUCCACUUCCUUGAAACCAGAGCUGUGCACUAGCGUUGUGCGCAUUCGGCCGCGCAGUCGCCGAGAGUCCCUGUGAUGACGCUCGGCUCAAACAGCGUAUCCCCCCGGGAGAGCUAUGCAAUCCCUGAACGCCCAUAGGCUGUACCAGGUGUCAAUCAUAGAAAACAUGAACCCCCUAAUAACUUUUAAAAACGGAGCUGUACAGAAAAAAAAGGACUUGGGCACAAACCAGUCUUACAAUAACUACAUGUCAAAAUCACAAGCAGGGGGGAGAAAAAAUUAUGUUCUGUGUAAUAAAUUUCUAAAGUUUGUCCACAGUCCCAUAAGCUUCGAGGAGGCGGACUCUGUCCAUCUUAUAUACAGUCUAUGGUCCUGUUACAUAUCUCUCAAACACUUGAGUGAAGAAGCUUAUUAUGUGACUUUAUGACCAACGUGGAGUAGCUGCUUAAUCUGAUGCUUUUUAGCUGAAUAAAGAGUGGAGCAUGUAGGGUAAGGAUGUAGCUCUCUGGUCUGGCUCUUGGUGAGCUUUUAAUCCCCUUUGUUAAAAAAGGAAAAGGUUUUUUUGGAAGCAAUAGUUGAAAAAAAAAAGUCUAUUGGAGAAAUUUGAUCAGUGCUUUUUCCUUUUUCAGUUUUGCCUUAACCCUUCGCCUUUCAGACAGAAUCUCAUCUUUUUAUCACUUUGGAAUGGCACUAUACUCUCAUCUCAAAACAAACUGCUCAUGUUUCUGAUUUAUUUUCUUUACUUUUUUGCAUUUAUGUUCAGAUUAUUUAUCCUUUUUUAUAAGUUUUGUCUAUUUUAUAUGUUGGGCGUAUGUUGGUUGGGACUGUGUGUGGGAGAAGGGUGAGCAAGAUGUCUGUAUUUGUUAUAUGUCACGUAUGUUAAUGUACUGUAUGUGUCCUGAGUUCUGUGUAUGUUUGUUUAACUUGUCCAAAAGACAACAAUCAUCAGCAUCCCCCAAAAGGAGGGUGAGCCACAAAUCAUAUUGAUGGAAAGUGGACUUCAUGAGAAAAGUGUGGCACAAGAAGUACUCAAGCAGCAGGGAUCCCUGUAGCCUUGACAGGACUAUCUCAGACUUAAUGGAACUAGUUUUUAUUCUCCAUUCAGUCUUCUUCAGAGAUGGCUUAAUCACGUCUUCAUGGUUCCAUUGAUUGGCAGGUACAUAUUCUUUCAACGCAUUUUUAUCUUGUGAAACAAUUUAGACAACGAAGCGGAAGACAAUCGCACAUACCACGGGAUGGACAAUACUGGAGAAAAAAGAAAACAAAAGCUCCUCAAUCAUCACUGAAGUCAUAAGCUGUUGGUGAAAAUGAAUUCUUUUCAUUUUUGUCGAUUGCUUCAGUAUGUUGUAUGUUGUUGAACAAUACAUCGGGUUAUUUAAAAGAAGACAGUUGAUUUAUUUAUUUUUUUACCGUCAACAGCAGUAAGAGCUUUAUGAGAUUUUCAAGGUAGUCUAGAUGCAGUUUGCUUAGUUUACUUUGUGUUUACCUCAAAGGAACACAGUGCCCAACCCCUUUGUUCACAGUAAGUUGGUGCAGCACAGGGUCAUGUGAGUUGCUAAGCAAAGAAAUCGGAGCCCUAUCUUAAGAAUACCGCAGAGUGUACUAAUUCGGUGUAUCAAAACAAUAGCUGUCAGAGUGCAAAAGCACAGCUGAGCUCACACAACCCUCCAGAGUCUGAACAUAAGAAUCCCUCUGAGUGUUUUGAUCCAUCUUGAUAAUAUGGACAAAAGCACCAUAGAAUCAAAAUUGGGACUCAGUGUCUGUUCAGUCACAUAGGAUAGAAAAAUACGUGUUUUUUCCUCUCACUGAAUGCAGAUCUCAUGUUAAUGUGUUUUGCAUUAAAUCCACUAAUUGCAUAAUCAUAAUUAAUGAGAAUAACAUGACAUUGACAUUGGCUUCCCCUUGUGUUAGCUCAGAAAAUUAUCAUCACAAAGGACUCAGAAAUCUCUGUGCAGCCAUCUGUAAGUGUCAAAACAGAAAUAAAUACAAGGUGGAGAUUUCAUUUGAAAAUGAAAAAGCCACUUAAUGCCCUGUUAUUCCAUUUACAUUACAAUAUUAUUUUAUGGGUUUUUUUGUUCUGUGAGUAUCAUCUUUUUAAAAAUUAUUUUAUGUCAGAUAGAAAUAGACACGGUUAACUGCAUUCUUUUAUACAUUAAACAGAAAUAAUUGAAAACUCUAAUAAGUGAUUAUGAUUCGGUACGUUGUGAUUUAUGAUGAAGAAAGUGUUAUAAUUCAGAAAAGACAAUGGUGACUUAGGAAAUUUUGGCAUUUAUAGCCGGGCGUAUAACAAUCAUAAUAAAAGCGAAUGACUCAAAAGUUCCCUUUUUCGCCGCCUUCUCAACAUGGCUUGAAAGCAACCACACUGUGAAAAGUGCCUGCAGUUAGUAUUCAUUCAUUAUUUUAAUUGGCCUUGUGAGCACAGUCAGGAAUAAUCCGUUGACGCCGCUCAAUUAAGUAUUUCUGUUCCUUUCUUUUAUGUCACUCCCAGUUGUGGCAGCCAUAAUCAGUGAAAAGACAGCCCCCCUACAUUUCUAAAUGUUGAUGUUUUUACUCUUGAGGGAGGGAUCUUCUGAACGUCAGAUGCUCUGUAGCGGGAGAGAGAUGUUCCCCUGAUUUUGUUUGGAUAUUUUAUGAGUCUUUUGUUUUUCUCACAGCCUUAAGGGUUGUUAGAAAAUGCAGAUACCUUCAUUCCACUCCUUUAUCAUUAUGGAGGAAAAAAAUUUGUGAAGGUAAACUACAACAGGACCGGCCGACUGGGACGCUGGUUUUAUUGUUUUGUCAGCUAGCUGUCACACAGUUAAGGACCAUAUUUACUCAACCUAUAUGGUAUGAGCUUAACCAGGUGAGCAAUGAGCGCACUCUGCCAUUUUGGCGCCUCAGCUGAGCAUAGCAAGAGAAAAGGAAAUGCACAGGUGAUGACAAACAACACUGUUUCUGAGACUGAUGUACUUUCUGUUUUUAGAUUUUCCAGGAGGCUCCACAAAAUGGUUCGGCGGCUUGUGCCAGACUGCGAUGUGCGUUUUUUGCAAUCUCAGUGUGGCAGCGGGAAAGGUGCCGCCAUGGUAACAGCAGUUGCCUACCGCCUUGCUGCUCAAAAUGCCGAGCGUCAGCGCAUCCUUGACACACUACGUUUGAGCCGCGAACAGCUCCUAGAGGUGAAGAAUCGAAUGAGCGAGGCGAUGGUGCGAGGAUUGUCGAGGCAAACCCAUGAACAGUCAAGUGUUAAGAUGCUCCCCACCUAUGUGAGAUCCACACCAGAUGGAACAGGUAGCUUUGGGAUAAAAAUGACUUCUACUUCAAUGUAUGUAAGCUGAGUGUUACAUCUCCUACAGCUUACAAGCAUCUGUUAUUUUCUUUAUGGCCCCUCAGAACAUGGCGACUUCUUGGCUUUGGAUCUCGGCGGCUCCAGCUUUCGAGUUUUGCUGGUGCAAUUGCGAAGCGGGACAAAACAAACUGUGGACAUGCACCAAAAGAUCUAUGGGAUCCCACAGGAGACCAUGCAGAGCACAGGGGAAGAGGUAAAAAAAUAAAUAUCAGGGUUUGAGUAUUUUCAAUGAAAUUAAUGAAAUCAUUGAAUACAAAAACUGAGGAAACAUCAAAGCAGUCUCAGUUAUUGAUCACAAUUUAAAUUCAUUUGACAUUUGCAAAGGAUCGUUUGGUUCAGCAUGUACUGCACUGAGCGGAGAUUGGAUCGUUAUACAUCCAAUUUCUCUCUGCUAAAAAUAUUCAUAUCAUGGUCCUCAUGAGUAAAUUCAAUGUUCUCUCAUCGCCAGCUUCAGACAGGAAGUCAGUCUGUGUGGUGGCAAAGGAAACAGACUCAUUUUAAUACAUGUAUUUCAGUGCAUGCUUUGAAGGCUGCUGGAGGUAUUUACAGGUAUUUAUGAUUAUGUUACAGACAAAGAGAAACAUAACACUCCUGCAGUUCUUCAGAGCAAAAGCAUCAUUUAUUUUUACAGGCAAGAGACUACUUUGUUUUCACCCUCGGACCAAUAUUUUGUGAAAGAAGUGACUUGCACAGCUCUUAAAUCAAGCAUUUGCCUUGAUCUUUGUUAAAUAAGUUUUUAUGAAUCACACUGGCUGCAGGCCGGCUUUUACAAUAUUACAUAACAUCCAGCUGCAGGAAAUAUUUCCUCUUGUGGUCUUUGCUUUCAGCUUUGUCUGAAUGUCAAUAAAUAACAGACUAUUAAUGUUAGCACAUUCAGUUCGUGAAAUAACCAUCACCUAAAGUGUUUCAACUAGCAGUCAGCUGAUAUUAGUCUUAUAUUGGUGAUAAGGAUACACAUUAUCAGUACUUAUCAGAGACAGAUGACUUUCAUUUGGAACCAACAGACACCGACAGUAAGAAUGAAAAACUUUCUGUCAAACUUUCAGAUUUGAGAGAUUACAACUCCACAACAAAACUUGACUUCAACACUUUGAGCACAUUUCAGUACAGUCUCCUCCCUCCCUUUUCUCUGUCGCUGUUUUAAAUGUAGAUGAAAGCCUGGGUUCAAUAUAAUAAAUAUUGUAGGGCUGUAAUCAACCAAAGAAAUUCUCAGUCGACUAAAACCCUGAAAUUUUCAACCAAAAAUCGACUAAUCGGGGGCGGGUUUCUGACUCUGACGGCAAACCCUUCUGCGGCAGGGGACGAUGCAGCUCAGCAUAGCGUGUCUCGGCGUGAAAAUAUACUAAUAUCAGCACAAGAAGGCAAUCAAACACAAAAAGCAAGUUGAAACGCUUAAAAUAAAAAUGAAUAUUCAGCAGACCACCGGACUUUGAUUAACGUGGACGCUCUUCAAUCUUCCUGUCUCCUGCCAGUCUUCAGCGGCUUGGGCGAAUCCAAAAUGGUGAAAACAAGGGGGGUGUUCUGAGACACCUGUGAAACAGGGGUGCUCUGAAAACACCCCCAUUAGCAUUUGUUACAUUCCUCUUGAUGAAAUUAACCAUAGACUGUAAAUGGAUGCGGGAAAAAAUCGAGUAAGCACAGCCCUAAAAUAUUGUUCUUCUGGAUAAAAAAAUUAAAUUUGGGGGUAGACGAGGCCUACGGCUGCAACUAAUGAGGCCAUUACAGAGACACAGGAAAACCUGAGAUGUCACACACUGUAGCCUCCAUGCUGUCUGAAGCUGCUGCAAGUGUUUGAAAAAUACUGACAAAGUGAACUAGACUGCAAAACUAGCUCUCACUGUUUGUAACUGCACAAAUGAUCAAAAGUCAAAGAAUCGUCUCAUUAUCGCUUCUCCUGCUUUUGUUUGUAUUUAUUUAUUUUUUUAUGUGUUCCAGCUUUUCAACCACAUUGUGGAUUGCAUCGCUGACUUUCUGGAUUACAUGGGCAUGAGAGGUGCAUCCUUACCUCUUGGAUUUACAUUCUCCUUCCCUUGUCACCAAAAAAAACUGGAUCAGGUAAAGUUUGAUCAACACCUGUUAUUGUACAAAUGGCACCAUAAUGACCUUGGGUGUGGACGGGAACAGGGGAAAUGUUUGUAUUCUGUAUGAGUGUUGGGCAUGUCUAUCAACUCCCACAUACAUCUCACACUCACUGAGCCAUAGCGUGUAGCUAUAUGUUAUUCUCUUUGACCAGCUGUUGUUGUUGUUGUUGUCUCUGGAGGAAAGCAGGGAAAAGGUGAAGAGCCAGUCGAGAGUGAAAGACAUGAGCAGACAUUAUGUGACAUUAUUUCUAUUGGCUGGAAAAUAGAAUAUUCACAGAGUGAAUCAACAUUUUUCAGACAUAUGUACCUGCAUCAUCCAAUAGAUUAAAAAAAACAAAAAAAACUGAUGCAGCUCCUGUCUCGAUCUUCUUUAUGGUCAGUCAAAUACUGCUGCUGUUUAUCAAAAUAAGUUGUACCGAACUGCAUACGUAAACACAAAGCGCGGCUGUUCUCUCUUUUUUUUUUUUUCCAGGGCAUUCUUCUGAAAUGGACAAAGGGUUUCAAGGCGAGUGGCUGCGAGGGGCAGGAUGUCAUUAUGUUGCUCAAAGAUGCUGUUCGCCGCAGAAGGGUGAGUACACAGCACACAACACAAUACUUUUGAACUGACUUAAUCUAAGUGACUCUUGAGAAAAUAAUACCUCUACCAAUUUACAGACAGCGUGUACUCUGUCUGGCAGACAAUGUACUUUAUCCCACAUUGAACUCAGCAGGGUAAUAUUGUGAUUGAGUGUGCAUGUUGAGCAGGUUUAAAACCCUGAAGUAGAUUGUUCACGACAAUCCUUUCCCCUCACUCCUAAGCAAAGUUGGAUCUUUUAUGGGGUUUCCAUGAAAUCUUAAAUAAAUAUACUCAGUGGAGUACUCUGAAGUGGACUGGGUCAGGUGGUUCCCCGGAUAUGCCCUCUUGGGUGCCACUGGAGUUGACCAAGCAUUAUGAAAUGCAGGAAUGUGCCUCUCAGGCGGGCAAAAUUUACCAAAAUGCCUUUUCAGGUGUCUUUUCAAAGUCAAACUGGGUUAAACUGGUAAUUAACAGUUUUUUUUUUUUACUAUUAAGCAUUAUCAAUUGUCUGUUCCCAUCCCAUGUAAUUUCAUUCCACUAAAAUUCAGGGAAUUAGGACCUCCAGACCUCCCCCCUUAUUACUGUGCCUCAGUGUGUUUAAACAAACUUCACUGAGGUUUUGAAAAGCUAUCCUAAGAUUCCCAACUAUGUGAUCUCCAGGUAACCUGCUGCUCAGGUUGCUCACCUCAUUUUAACCCCGGGAAACUAUUUUUGAUUACCGAUUGCCAGGAAGACAGAAAAAAAAAUCACAAAGCUGAAAAAUCUGUGCAAGAAUGUGAUAGCCUUCAAAAUGCUGCCAGUUGUAGAUGUUUUUUUUUCUCCCUUUGUUAUGUAUCACAACGUCCGUAUCUUGAGCAGAAUUCGCUCUUUUCUUCUGUACACGAUUGGGUUCCAGCUCAGUCCUCUAACCUGGGAUCAUCUCCAGCCUCCUCGCUGAGAUAAACAAAGAAAUGAUGAAUGGUUCGGUGGAUGAAGGUGUCCAAUCCAAUCCAAUCCAUUUUAUCUAUAUAGCACAAUUUAAACAAACACAAGGUUUCCAAAGUGCUGCACAGCAAGAUAAAAAUACAGCAAGUAACAGAACAGAAGCACAUUAAAGCAAUGAAGAUCAAAUAAAGUUAGAUAAAAACACAGUACAAAAAAAGCAGAUAAAAUCCAUAAAAGACAAUAAAAUGAAAUCAACCUCCUACUGAGUGUUAAAAGCCAAGGAGAAGAGGUGGGAGGUGAGAGGAGGUCUGUCUGAUAUGCUGAGGCAGGUUAUUCCAGAGUUGAGGAGCUGCAACAGCAAAUUCACGAUCCCCUCUGUCCUUCCGCUUUGUUUUAGGCUCUCUCAGGAGCAGCUUAUCAGCUGACCUGAGAGACCGGGACGGAGUGUAAAAAUGUAGAAGCUCAGAGAGGUGUCGCUGUACAUCCCAGAUGCUCGAUGUUUAGAUUGAAAACAAACCCUAAUAAUAAAUCUGUCCGUUUUCACGGUUUCCAGGAGUUUGACUUGAACUUUGUGGCAGUGGUGAACGACACAGUCGGGACUAUGAUGACAUGCGGCUACGAGGACUGCAAGUGUGAGGUUGGACUCAUUGUAGGUAAGUCUGUGUGCCCACCUGCUACUUCUUUUGGGGCCUGGCCUCCUCACCUCUCUGCAAUCUGGUCUAACUUUCAAGUCAUUAGUCAUUCGUAUGGCACUGGUUCAUAAAAUCUCAGGACACUUCAGAAGAGAAUAGAACUGCACCUUUUCAUAACUGUAUCUCUAACAACACAGGUACAGGGACCAACGUCUGCUACAUGGAGGAAAUGAGGAACAUCGACUUGGUGGAGGGCGACAAUGGUCUAAUGUGUGUCAACAUGGAGUGGGGCGCGUUUGGUGAAAACGGGGAACUUGAUGACUUCUGCACCCAGUAUGAUCGCAUUGUCGAUGAGAGCUCUAACUAUCCUGGGAAGCAAAGGUACAGUAUGAGUAAUAUGUGAAGAAUGUGAUUUAACCGGUUACUUCUGCAAAUAUGUCCUCUAAACUGCAUCACAUCAAGUGUCAAGGGAAUAUCUGCAGAUAGAGAAUAGUUUGACCUUUCAUGCCUUUUUUUUAUAGUAACAAGAAAGACAAACUGAAAAUGGUUUUCACACCAAGUCCUUGUGGGUCAUUCACUGUCAUGAGGAAAAUACUGUGAAUAAGCCUGCACUGCUACCCAUUACUGUGGUGUGAUGACCCUUGUGUUAGCCGCAGGUCUACAUUGCAUAAUAGAUUUACAGUCAAAGAUUGGAUGUGUACCGGUCAAUGGCAAAUAUUUUUUUAAAUUCACUUUAGAGAUUAAUUUGACUGAAUGAAACGAUUAGAGUUCAGAAGGUCAUGUAAAAUCAAGUAUUAUAUUACAUUAUCUUUGGAUCAGCCUAAUUGGUGACAGUGGCCCUCAUUUAUCAAUCUCGCACAGAUCUGAGCGCAGGAUUCAUAGUAGAAUCUAAAGCUGCACGAUAUUGGAAAAAACUAACAUUGCGAUUUUUUUCAACCCUGCGAUAUUAAAAAAUACAGGAAUUUUCACCAGAUGACCUGAAUAGAACUUAAUGUUAUGCUGCACUCCUGAAAUCUUGAGGACAGUUAACCUGCACUGAUCUUACCUCUUUUUGUGAAUGUUAGUAGAAUGGCUUCUGUCUGUCUCAGAGAUCUUUGUAGCUUUUAUUGUUCUGGGACGUUAUUGUGGAAACAGAUGAACACAGAACUCGUGUUUUGGUCGACAUUAUCCAUCUUUUAACUGAAAUAAUUCCAGAUAACUGACUUUCCUUUUCUUUUUGGCAACAAAUCUUCAUCUUUGGUGGUUUUCUCUGUUUGUUGCUUAGUUUGCGAUCGUUGUUGUUGUUGUUACCGGGGUUGUGCUGAGAAACGCAUGUCCUCCGAGAAUUGCAUGCACCUCACAAAACACGCACUGCUUGUAGUAGAGUGGUCCACGUUAAUGAACAAUUUAAAACCCAUACAAUUCUUACUUGUUGAGCUAAACAGUGAUGAGUAAUGUUCCGAAAGUAAUUCUCAGCAGACAAGCGAGGUGAUUGGCGGAUCGCUGCACAGCACAUGUAGAGUCACAUGGAGUGUAUCUCUGUGUGCUCCAAAUAUGGAAGUGAUUUGACCUGGAAGUUUUAAUUACAACAUUUCAGACAGGGUUGAUUUGCACAGGACUGGAAAAGAGGUUUUCUUCCCUUCAGUUAUUGCAAACACCCAGAGGUCCGCAGGUAGAGCUAUACUGUGCUAAUGGCCCUUCUGCUAUAAUUGAUAGUUUGUACAGCCUCGAAUCAAAGACACGGCUUUUCAUUUUCAAAGUGCUUCAGUUACGAAGGAGCAGAUUUCAGGAACAAACGUCAUCACUUACAGGAGUAGUGUCCACAAAGUUCUUUCCAGCUAUUUCAGCUGAGUUUAUGUCUUGUCAUCUACCUUUCUUUUUUACAGAAGGUUCAUUGGAUAACUCAGGCCCGAACUACACGAAUGCGGAUAUAUUUCAAACCGCACAUAUUUAUGUCCGAAUAGGCCUCCCUACCACACCAAAACGGGAGUUUGGAACACUCAAACCAGAUGAAUCUGAAUCCGAAAAAACAAGUGGAGAAGUAAAAAAAUAUCUGUGUCCUGUAUCCGUAGUGGAUUCGUGUGGUUGGACUUUUACGGAUCGAUGACGUCAAACCGCAGCUCGCGCAUUCGAAUUAAAAAGAAAAACAACAACAACGAUGGCGGACAGACAGGGUAUUCUUUACGUUUGUUUUGCCCUUUUGGGGCUAAUUUCAGCCUUGCAAGUGAACCUUGUUUUAUACAAUUACAUCCACCAGUCAGCCAGCUCACAGACGCGUCUGCUGUGGCCAAUACUUUUAUUGGUCACAUGGUCCGUCACAUGGACCCGACGCACUAGCGUAGCUUCCGCAAACAAUGCAUGACGCAUCACGUUGUUACGAUUCAUCGGCCAAUCAGUUAGCUUUGUUGCUGAAUUUCUUUUAAGCGGCAUCAGAUAGGAUUGAGUUUGAAGGCUACGUGUGGACGCAGAUAGUUUUGAGAACUAACACGUGUGGACAGAUACAUUUAUUUAGACGGGAGUACAAAAAUAUCCUGAUACAUAAAUAUCUAUAUACGUGUAGUUCGGGCCUUAGUGUCGUUGUCUACACAGGAACAGUCAGUACUUCACCUCAUGUGCAGCCAUAAAAAAAAGACAAACAAAGAAAGUUCUUUGUCGUGGUGUACAGAUCAAUAUUACCUUGAAUGUAGGAUCUCUAGACUAAACAUAGGCGAAGUUGCUCAGUGUGAGGCAACUGUGUGUUAAGGUAAUCCCAGGAUGAGACCGCUGGCCACUCUGAAAGGCUCGUUCAAAAAAAAAUCACACAAGACCUCUGCGAGAGCUGUGCAUAAUCUGCUCAGCUUGUGACAUAGCUGAUUGGUGAAUCCCCCCCUGAAAGUGUACGGCAACAGUGGAGGAAGCUUCCAGGGUGCCGGAGGCUUAAAGAGACUGUAGCUAAAAUAAAUCAUUUUAGACAUAGGCUGAAAAAAGGGUGCUUUAAGUCACAGAGAGCUACUUUAGGGCCAUUAUUUUGGCAAUACAAAGCCUGAAAAUAAGCCGUAGACCCUCUCUUUAACAAAUCUCCUUGGUUUAGCUGGUUGUAGAGGGAAAACAUUUUGAAUAUCAGUAUUCAGCUUUAAAACUAAAGUAUGUCCACAGUUUAUUUUAAGGAUGUAGUCAGUUUGUGCAUUCACGAGGCACCAAGAGCUUCGGAUUGAUUGUGGCGGCAUUGACAUAACCAGUGCUUUUUUAAUGCAGGCAGAGGACGAUAUAUAUUCUCAUGAGAAUGAAAAUGGGAUCAAAUCAUAACAGAGAACAUUGUCACUGUGUACCAAACAUGAGAAAGGAGGGCAGUGUGAAGUACAAAGGAUACAUAGACCAAGUAUAAACACAGAGGGAUGAGAGAAACCCUCAGGCUCCAGCAGCUCAUAUUAAAGAGGCGUCUGUUGUUCCAGGAGAGGGCUCAGUGUUAUUGUCCCCUGCUGCAACAGGACUGCCAAACCUCCUACUGUCUGCCACUUGUUGGCAGAUUGAUUUGUACUUUCAAUCCAAACACAGCAGUCUGUUGGAUUGCUCAGGGCUUACAUGUGAUACAGACGGUCCCAAACUGCAAAGGAGUUUUAUUUUUGCAGAAAAUAAUGAGCUGCUGUUCAUCUCUUUGUUGUAGACAUGUUAUAGAUUUAGUUUUUCCAUAUAGAUAUUACAAGUGCAACAAAUCCUCAGAGCGGAUUUCAGCCUCAUUCCUGCCUCCUUACCAAUAUGUUGCUGUUGGGAGUAAUCAAUUUGUGUGUGUUUUUCUUAAAGGUAUGAGAAGAUGAUCAGCGGCAUGUACCUGGGGGAGAUAGUAAGGAAUAUACUGAUGGAUUACACCGCCAAAGGCCUGCUGUUUAGAGGCAAACUGUCUGAGCGCCUCAAGACUCGGGGAAUCUUUGAAACUAAAUUCCUGUCACAGAUUGAAAGGUGAGUGGCAGACUUCUUGGUGUCAGUGUCUCUCCUUUGAAGAAACCCUGUGGUACCUGAAAAGUAAAAAAAGGAUGAAGCAUGAAGACAUGUCGACAAAGUAAACUUAAAACUGAAAAUGUAACCACAGAAUUUUAAUACAAACUAUCAGUGUUGUUUAACCUUAUUAACAAAAAUCAAUCGUUACCAUUCAAGAUUGAAGAUUUCUGCUAACUCAUUACAUUCUCAAACAACAGUCAAACGCUGAAGCCAAACGGUGUUCAGGGCUUGACACUUUUUUCACAAAUAUUAGGGAAAUAAAGAGGUGUGUCUUAUGAGUCAACAUAAGUAUUAUUAUUUUAAAUCAAUUUUAGGUCAAUUGGUCACAUGACAUGGAAGCUAUUGAGGGAAAACCGCCUUUUUUGAGAACAUCAACAGGAAAUUUAUUGACGGUCCCUUAUUCAACACCCGAUGUUGACAACGAGGAUGCUAAGUAGAUUUAACCGCGCUGCUGUUGCUAUUCCCAAUUAUGGAGAGUGAGAAGACACCGGUAGAUCCACAGUGAAUGUCCGUCGAAUAUCCAACCUGAAACUAACUUCACCGCUGUAUUUACAUGAAAAAACAUUUGUUGCCUUGGCUAAUUUUUUUAAUGCGCAUAUGUGCCCCUAAAUACAUUUAAAAAUUCACACACAUCUAUUUUUAGAUGCAUUUUUGGAUUUAUAGAUGCAAAUGUGAGUGAAAUGGUCGCACUGUCGAGGUCUGGUGUUACCAAAAACUUGAACACUGACACCAAAGGUCUGAUUCCUCAGUAGCUGAUGCAGGAUUUAGUGGUGCAGGCACAGCACACAGAAAGUUUUUACCCGGUAUCUAGACUCCAAACAGUCUGGUUUAGUGUAAAUAUAACAGGAGGUCUGGAGUCUUCUGCUACUGUCAGCUCAGACACCCAUAUUCAGUCUCUUUGAACUGCUGGUAGCACGACCUAUCAACAACUCUUACCACUGACGGAUCCUCUCCCUAAGCACUCCACCUGCUUGGCUUGCACAGACCCACUCACACACAUAUGCAGAUGUACAGCACAGAAAGUACACCCACUCCAACACAGAUAACAGUCUCACAGUAAAACGGUCACAGAGAUGCAGUACGACACAAGCACAGCCAACACUGUGACAGCUGCUUCUUCAUACCUCCAGUCAAGAGCAAGUGUUUGUCUUCCAGGCACAGCUGACGUUGCACCUUGAUAAUAUUUUUGUCCUUUUCUCCUAAAAACUAAGACUAAUGGUAAUAUAGACGCUGUCUUCUCUGCCAUCUGACUCAAGCAGUAGUUGAAUCAGCAGGUGUCGCGUGCACACUGAUGCAGCUAUAGUUUUAUUCUUCUCAAGUUCUCAUUAGUAACUCUUGUCAUGCUGUCGGAUUCUCAAGGGACCGUCUGGCAAUGCGACAGGUGCGCUCCAUUCUGCAGCACCUGGGCCUCACCAGCUCCACGUGUGACGACAGCUUCCUGGUGAAGGAGGUGUGCAGCGUGGUCGCCCGCCGUGCAGCUCAGCUCUGCGGCGCAGGCUUAGCAGCUGUGGUCGACAAGAUCAGAGAGAACCGCAACCUGAAUCAGCUCUCCAUUACGGUGGGAGUGGACGGCACCCUGUACAAGACGCACCCUCAGUAAGGAUCAGUCGGGUUUUAUCUUUGAUUAACAUAAGAGUAUUUUAUGAAGUCCCACAAAGCACAAACCUCUCAUGCUAACUUAAGCUUUGAAUCAGAAGAGAGUAAAAUUUUGAAAUGACUACAAAGUCCAGAAACAGUCAAGCUUUGAGCGGUAACACUGACCCUAAAGAAACAUCCACCGUUGAUUGAAUUCAUACCUGAUAUCCUAAUCCUGUUUUGUCCCUUUUCCCCUCAAGUUUCUCCAGCAUCAUGCAAGAGACUCUGCAGGACUUGGCCCCACAGUGUCAGGUGACGUUCCAUAAGUCAGAGGAUGGAAGUGGAAAGGGAGCAGCACUGAUCACGGCUGUGGCCUGUAGGAUCCAGAAUGAAGAGCAGAACUGAAUCCUUCAGGCGGCAGCAGCGGACAGGUAGAAAGCAGAGCCUCUAAGACUGACUUCCUGUGCCGGGCCAGCAAAAUGAAGUCCCAACACACCUGGACCUGAGCUCAGAUCUUUAUCGCUGUAGUGUUCAAUCUGACUCAAGUCCACCUUUGAGACUACGAGCCCUUUAUCUGAUUUUUAGUCUAUAACUGCAGAAACUAGUUCAUAAUCACAAGUUGUUGUUUUUGUGUGUGUAAAGAGUAGCACCUUUUGAGACAUAUGACUGUUACAAGCUGUACGACAUAUUUGUACACUUUUUAAAAAAGACUUUCACAAGACAGCCUGAUGACGGGAAACCUCCACACAGUGCCUCUGAAUAAAAAAAAGAGAUAGACACUGUAGAAAAAAAGCUCGAUUGAAAAUUAGGAGGUUGUGUUAGCAUUAAAUAGUAAGUAAGUAAAAUAUAUUUAAUAUAGCACCUUUCAUAGAAAAGAUUCACAAAGUGCUUCACAGUAAAAAAUUCAAAAUACAAUCAUAAACACCAAAGUAAAAUCAAAGAACAAUAACAAACAAUGGCAUAAAUACAUCAUUAGUUAAAACAGGGAGAGAUAAAGCUCUGUUUAAAUAAGUGAGUCUUUUUAAAAGUGACAAUGGAAACAGCUGAAUGAAUAUUAGUGGGUAAAAAAAUAGAAGCUUUGUGCUUUAAUAUCCAGCUCAACUUUGAAAGAAGAGAGUAUCGACAUUAAACUCACCUGCAUGAGUUCGGCAUUGAGAGUACUUUUUAUUAAUAGUUUCAGAUGAGCACUAUAGUUUAUUGAAUCAGAGGUGGAUUUUAUUACAGUACAUUCAUAGUUUCAGAUCAAGUUUUAACAUUAUGAUUAGCACCUUUUACUUCAAGUAGAAAUCUUUUAUUCAUGGCAGCACAUUACACACUAGAGUGGUAUUCAUUAAGACAGCGGUUAAAGAAACACUGAGUGUCAACUAUGGAAAAGUGAAGCCUUAAAAGACUGAUUAUGACUGACUAACGACGACUCACAGUGUUUCUUGGUGCAAGUACAAGACUAAAACCCUGCCGAAGGACAGAGAACAGAUUAUACUGUAGCAGAGAAACCCUAAAAUGUAAAGGGAUCAACAAAAGGGAUCCUCAUGUAGUUACUGAAAGAGGGACUAACUGAAAGCACUGUGGUAUAAAAGCAAAGGCCAAAGAUUAGUUACACUCCAGGGACUGGGGGUUAAAGGGAUACAGGGAUUAAGGACAGGGUGACAUCUGUUUGUUUGUUUGUUUGUUUUUGAUUAUUUUUAUCUUGCCAUGUUGUUUAUUUUAUUUAUUUUCUUCUCUAAUGUAUUUAAUUAGGAUUAUAAUAAGAAACAGACAAUCUGACAUCCUUUAGAUCUGCAGCUGCUGAUUUAAGAAUCGCUGUUACUGCCUUAAAGACGAGUAAAGACCUGGUUUUUAUUAAAAACAUCAUCCACUUUCCAAGUCAUUUUGAGUGUUCCUUGUUAAAUAAGUUUUCUUGGUGUUGCUCACAGAAACUGAAGAUAUCCCAUUUACAACAUAUUCAUGUUUUCUAACCCGUUGAAUCAAUCGUCCUGUUUUUUGAUAUGAAAUCGGCUUUGAACUCUUUGCUCCAUCAAGUACAUAUCCAAUAUUUAUUUGAAAAAACAGUUUUUUUUCUUGCUUUUAAAAAGUCUGAGUCUGACCGUUACCACAUCGCUGUCUGAUUGAUAUCACUGAUCAAAACAGUUUUCAAUAAAGUUGCUCUUGAAUUGCU